GUACAUCGCCGUCGUCGUCGGUCUUCUUUGAUGUACAAGUAGAAGUUUUCAAAUUCGCAUUUCAAUCAACCACCGAAAAAAGGGAAAAGUUUUCAAAAAUGGUUUCAUCUUAAUAAUUCAUCGUCGUAUUAAAUUGCUUCUGGUCAAUUUCAGUACAGCGAAAUAAUUUUGUACAUCUGUACUCGUUGUUUUAUUCGGAGUAUCGUGAUAAGGAAACAUAUGGUGUUGUUUUCAAGCCGCGUUUUAUGAUCCGGAAGUGAAAUUGGAUUUAUAGAAGACUAUCCGGGUAUUCAAAUAUGGAAGAUUUACUCUCGAAUUUAUCGAAAGAGGCGUUAAAUUAUAAAUUUUCCACCGUUCACAAGGCUGCUAUGGAUGCAUAUGCAUUUUUGGAAUGCCAACAAUGCGGUGCCAGGGAUUCCCCGCAUGUCCUCAGAUCAAAAUGUUUCCAAGUUAUUAAAUUAGCUUUGGAAACUAAACGCAACAAGUUGAUAACGUUGGCCAUCAGUGGAAUUUAUAAAAUGAUCCGAGACGACAGAUUUCAGUCAAAUUUCGAGCCAGAAGACGACUCGUUAUGGUUUCCUUCCCAACUACUGCAUGCUUUCAGUUCGAUACAAACGCAAGCGGACGAUGCGCAAGUUGAUAUGUUGAAGGUGUUGUUGUAUGUGGCCUGCUCGACGUACUGGACGGUUAAUGGAAGGAUUAUCAUACAGAUUUUAACCAUGUGCUCGGAAGUUUAUGAAAAUGGCAGUUUGGCGAUUAGAUCAGCGUCGCAGGCGGCCAGCAGCCAGAUAUUGUGCGCAUUUUGUCACUUUUUAGAUGAAGAAUGUCAAGAAGUAGACGCCAGCAAAACGUCAAACAGCGCCGGGAUUCUGUGUUUCAACGAAGCAAUUCCCAUAUUACAAUUCAUCUGUUGUAAGGUGGAUGAAACCCAAAGCGGAGGCAGAUGCUGUCAAAGCGUGGUGUUUUUCCUCGAAUGUCUUCACACGCUGAUCUCGAGUUUACCACAAAAAAUACAUCUGAAUAGGCAUUUCACGGCGUUCUUGUGGCAAAAACUGUGCCCUGUAUUGAUCGCCUUCUUAGGAUCACCUAGAGUUGACAAGAAGUUCAUUUCCAGAGAAGAUCGACAGAUUGGUGAGAGUGGUGAGACCGGCAGAGGUUCUGGAGGGUUGGCUACUGCACCGGGAUUCGAUAGUUAUCAGGCAAAGACUGUUUAUAGCAUUGGUAACCAGUUAGUCAGAUUGGUCGGUUGUGUUGGCUCACAUCGUCCAGUUUUGGAAUCAGUCUAUCAUCGAAUGCUAUUGUAUCCUCCUCCCGAACAUCGUUUAGAGGCUUUGAAAGCUUUAAAAGAGAUAUUGCGAAGUGUGAACAGACUGGUUGAUUUUGCCGGACCAAUUUUAAUCGAAGAUGAUAAACAGCAGUUUUGUCAGCAAAGCGAUAUGGCUCUUACAAGAUUAGUAAUGGAUUCGAUCGAAGAAAGCAGCCGUUGCGGUCAAUUAGAAAUUUUAUUCGCUUGUGUUUCUUGUAUUUCGAGUUUACUAUCGACUCUAACAGAAUUAUCGAGUGGGAAAGGAAUAAACGAAAAAUAUGUGGAAAAAAUCAACGUCAUGUUUCCCACACUGGCAGAUGCUGAUUAUUCAGGUCCUUUGACUUAUGAUUCAUCUUCUCGGUUACCAAACGUUUAUCGUGAAAUAUUACAAUAUAAAUUGGCCUCUGAUAGCGUCAGCUGCGUUAGUAGAAGUAGCAGUGGUCAUAGUAGUGGUGAUACUGAAGGACCUGAAGAAGGAUUAAAUGAUUCCGAUGUAGAAGAACCUUGUUCGGAAACUGAACGUAAAAAACAAGAAAAAGAAACCGAACGUUUAAAUAAAGUUCGAAGAGCUUCAAUAACCGAAUCGAUGACCAAAUCUACCGAUACAAAAGUAGUCAAAUCGUUGGAUUUAGAACGAGAAAAUGCUCGUCAAUUCGUUAAAACAUUGUUGUCUUUUUUACCAUCUUUGUUUCAAUUGCGAAGCACUCUUCAAGUUGACGAAGCUUUGCAGGAAUUUUCAUCGAAGUAUUGCCAAGGUGUUAUCGAUAAUGGAAUAAUUACUGAGCAAGCGACCAUUAUGAACGCUGAUGGUAUUUAUUUGGCCAUUUAUACAGUUUUGAGGUUCAAUCUGAAGCUAAUCAAUAUCGAAUAUUAUCACACCGAAUGCGAAAGUUUACCUAUGACUGAAGACCAAUUCGUGGAAGAAGUUCAUGGUAGUGGUAUUCUGGUGUACCUGUCUGCAAGCUGGCUUUCAGAAUUAUACCAACAAGUAUUAGUGACCAAUUUCCUUCAUCAUGCCGGAUACGAUCCAAAUACCACUGACGAAUACCUGCCUUUGAUUAAUUUACUAACAGACGUAGAUGGAAAUUUAAGUCGAAACGGUAGUCAUGUUUUGUCAGAUUACCAGAGACUAGAAAGAGCUUGCAUACGACCUGAAUUAACUCCAGAAAUUGAAGCUGGUCGUAAAAUGAGUCGCAGAAUACUAACAUGCUGUUGGGACUCUAUAUUGGAUGUGCUUUCUACCACAUUGCAAUAUUCAGCCGGCCAUAGCAGUAGUUCAAGGAUCAAGCUUCUAAGGAAGAAUAAAAAUAACGAGUUUUUCUUGAAAAAUUGUUUCUCCAAUAGUUUAGAAAGUCUUCAGAAGGCUGCUGAAUUGACUAAUGUCCUUGGUUUGCAAAGUCGAUGUGGUCACGUAUUUUCAUUAAUUGUGAACGCAGCUUGUCCCGAUACUUCCAACAACGAUAAAAUUUCGUCACCUUUGACGUUUCUAGAAAAUAAUCACAAAUUACACGUCUCGCAAGCUUUGAGCAUGGAUGUCGUUUUAAGCUGUGGUUUAGAAUUGGGUAGUCAUUCGCCGGAUUCUUGGAAACAUAUUUUCAAGUGUACUUCGUACGUUUGUCAUUUGGAACAGAAGCUUUUUAAGCAGACAAAUGAGUCUGUAUUGAGAAAAUUCACUCAUACGAAGAAAAAUACUGCUGUAGAAGCUACCAGUAGUAGUUCGCUGAGCACCACUGAAGGUCUGAAAUUGACGUUGAAUCCGAAUGAAAAUGUUGACGAUGAAGUAAUGGACGUGUACAGUUUCCUGGCAACUUCUCCAUCACCAGUGAUCUCAUCUAAUGAACAAACCAUUUCCGAAAUUAUAACUGCCAGUAAAGCAGACAGCAAUGGAGGCAUUCUUAGCAACGAGAUUGCUUCCCACGUUAUUUGCCUUUUAUCUCAGAAAAUCGACAGAUUAUUCGAAGAAGCAGCUCUAAAACUAAACCUCGAAGCUUUGGUGGGUUUCGUCAGGAGUUUAUGCACCGUAUCCCAUCAACAGCUAUUUUCACGUGUGUCUACGUCAGAAAUGUUGAACAAACAUUGGUGGAAAUUGAGAAACUUAGGAAAGAUCUCAUUCAAUGUAGAAUCAGAUCACAGUUUGUUCCUAACGAGAAUUAAUCAAGUUAUGUUGAAAUGUAUCAGAAGUGGAAGACCAUUACUACAUGUGAUGAAAAUUUGGUCUCUUGUAGGACCACACUAUAUCGAAGCUGCUUGUAAUAAAGAACAGGCUAUUUCAAAGAUAUCAGUGAUUUGUAUCCAUGACGCUAUCACUGCCCUGUUGAACGAACAAGUUGAAUUGGCACAUUUUCAUUUUAACGAAGCUUUGUUCAAACCAUUCGAAAUACUUUUAUGUCUAGAGCUUUGUGAUUCUGAUAUCCAAGAUCAAAUCGUCAGCUGUAUUUGCGAGUUUGUCGAAGGUAAUAGAGCUGAUAUACGAUCCGGUUGGAGAUCUUUAUUCGGUGGUUUACGAGUAAUCAGCAGCGUUCAUUUGGCAUCUUUGAAUAAUGUUUUCAAAGUAUUUCUCGAUACUGAUAAUACUUUGGUAUUUUCAAACGCUGCUGUUGAUUUUAUUGCUUGUCUUUUAAGACACGUUAAAGGAACAGACGAAGUGAAUACUUUAGACGACUCUAACAAUGACGAACAAGGAUUAGAAUUAGCAGCAUCUGCCUUAAAAUACCUACAUCAAUGCUGCGGUAUUUUAGGAUCCAUGUUCAACAUGCCAGCAUGCCCGGUUUUCCACACAGCUCACAGUGUUCAAAUUAAUUUAUCAAAACUCGACCCCGAAGUUCCGGAUAAAAGUAUAGUGUAUUUUGGAGACGAUAAACCGUACGAUGAUCAAAACGAUGAAUUUUAUCGAUCAUUAUCCUUGAACGGUCUGAGCGAAACAUCUCUAUCGCAAAUUGAUAAACCAAGCGGAGUCCUCAGAGUGUGGGCAUCGAUGAUCGAGAGUUUAUCAUUCACUUGCAUGGUGGCGACUGGAAAAUACCAAUCGCAAGCGCUGGAUAUGUUGUUUGUUAUAGUACAAGAUUUGAGAAAUGUUCCAGGCGUUGAAUUCGCUUUAUUUUGCGUGAAUAAUAUCCUGCUGCCAUUCAUGCAACAUUGGCUUCGUAAAAUACCCACUGGGCCUACAACAGAUGCAACAGAUCAGGCGACGCUGGUUAAUUUUAAGCAGAGUUGCGGUACGCUUACUGACCUCAUCGUGGGAUACAUUCAGUACUUAGCAGAAAAAUCUGAUAUCGAUAAAGGAACGUUGAUGUUCAAACAAUCGAUGAUUUUAUUCAUCGAAUUGAUCGCUCACUCAAAAGAAACGAUCACCAGAUUAGGUUGCGCGUGUUUAAGGCACAUGAUCCUUAGCGUGGGACCAAUGUUGAACGAAGAGUUAUGGAUGGUGGCUUGUUUGACAAUUCAUAAAGCAUGCGUGCUAUCUCUGCAUCCUCUGAUGCAAUUGAUGGCCGCAUUUUAUCCUUGUUCGCAAAGCUUCUAUGGUGAUCUGGCUCAGGUGAAGGUUGCUGCCAGGAAAGAUUCGACUGCCGAAGAGAAUUACCGAAUUAAACAGCUUUCUCAACAGAUUUUCUUGUUAGAAAAUCAGUACGAUGAGUUUAAACAAUCAGACUGCGAGAUAGAUGAAGAAAGGAGUUACAUAUUGUUGUUAUGUCCGUUGGAUGGAUCUGAUAAUCAUUCUGUGAUCAGAAUACCCUACAGAAACAUCGUCAUAGGGCUGUUGGCAAAUCAGCUGAUACUUCAGACCAUUGCGACGUUGCUAAUACAGGGCACACCCAGAAUUGUGCCGAGCUUGGCAAACGUUCUGCUACAAACUCCAGCAGCCAUUGCACCAACCACGAUGACCAAAUCUUCCUCGACAAAAACAACCAACGAUAAAAACGAACCAAAACUAUACGGCCUAACUUCGUACAUGAGUCAAAGUCACAUCAACGUGUUAUUCAGCUGUCUGGACUUUUCUUACGAAAAAGCCAUCUCAUUCGAUUCUCGUCCCGGUUUAAAGUUCCUAUUGCAAAAAGUAGCUGGUUUGGAGAAAGCUACCAAUCUGUAUAAACAAGCCGGAGCAUGUUGGACGUUGAAAAUUAUCGCGCUGUUUGAAUUAUACUUGUACGAGUCGCAGAAAUAUCACGUUACUUUGGAUAAGGUCAAGGAUUAUAUGGAAAAGUUCGAUUUGAAAUACGAAACGAGCAACGAGUUCUCAUUAAACCACCUAUUAUCCCAUCAAUACGAACCAUUCGUCGUGUACAUAUUCUGCCUUCGUCAAAGCUUCGACAGACUUUGCGAAAAAUACAUCGACGUUGUUUUGGAUAAAGAUGGAAUGUACUCGGUCAUCGAUUCAGUAUGUGACCAACCAAUCUUCUUCUUGAUUUCUCAAACUGAAGAUUUCCCCGAACUGAAUCGAGCUGCUCGAUUAUCUUCGAAUCAAGAACCAGCCUCGUUGUCAGAAAUAGACAACAGUGAUCCAGGGUCUGCCCUAAAUUCGCAGAUAAAAUCACUGCAUGUGGAUGGUUCGUCAAACUCCGUCACUAGUGCUGAAGAUGCUGACGUCGAAACUGCAAAAAAGAAGCCAUUUACGUUUUCGGAUUUCAUAUCUUUGACUUCGGAUGCAAACAGUGACAGUGAAGCUGCAGCUGAGAACAAGGAUGAAGUUCAAGACGAAUGUGGAACGACGAAUGAAGGAGAGAAAUCAGCUCUGGAUGACGACGUUGAAUCGGUUUACAUGAUGGCGAGUAGCAGAAGUAUUGAUUCGGUUGUCGAAGAGUACGUUAAACGUAAGAAAUCUUGUACAAUGUUGCCCACGUCUAGCCAUUUGCCUAAGAGGAAGCAAUCCUUUGGAGGAUAUACGAGUAAUGUCGGAGUUAUGGAACCUUUGCCUCCAGAAAUCGAACAGCAAAGGAAAAGCAGCAUUAAUAAAGACAGCGAAGCUCAUCUAGCCGUUUGGGCGGAAGUAUUGAUAUCGGUAUUCGAUAUUUUGGCCCAGCUGGACGACGAGGUGUUUCGUAUACUGCUUCCAGUCUUAUUCAACGGUGUUCGAAGUCUUACAGCUCAUGCCACGCAUCCGUCUUUGAAGCAUGCCCUAGCUGAAUUCUUCCACAGAGUAGCAGUGGUGUAUGGUUUCAGUCCAUAGCUACUUUUGUAAUUUAUAUCUUUAAAGCAAACAAAUUGAGCUGUCUAAGAAGCUUUUUUUUCCAUAUUUAAUAAGUGAACGAGUGUUCAAAUUGUGAGCUGUUUGUUUUUAAUUUAUUUUUUCAAUUUUAUUUUUUGAGGCAAGUUGAUGUAUAAUGAGAGAGUUUCAUUUAUGCGAAAUAACGUUUUUUUUGUGUUUUUAAUUUGAUACCUAAGUUUAUUAUUUUGUAUGUGUAUUUUGUAUACCUACUUACUCAUUCUGGUUUAAGGAUUCGAUUAGUGAUAAUGCGAUAUUUUUUUAUAUCGAAGAAGGUGUGUUUUAUGUAAUCGAAUUUCAUAAGUAUUAUACUUACCUGAUACCUACCAACUUGUUAUUUUGUAAUUUUUUUUUUUAUCAACAUAUUGUUAUUCAUGAUACCUAAAUUAUUUAAACUCAUAUGAGAAAUGCUGAAUCGAAUAAAUUUUUAUUGUUCUAAUUUUUAUCAAUUUAUUUCUAUG
Molecule: messenger RNA, 6967 nt
Organism: Planococcus citri (citrus mealybug)
Lineage: Eukaryota; Metazoa; Arthropoda; Insecta; Hemiptera; Pseudococcidae
Product: brefeldin A-inhibited guanine nucleotide-exchange protein 3
Exons: 31
Coding region: 297-6470 (2057 amino acids)
Biological process (GO): regulation of ARF protein signal transduction
Molecular function (GO): guanyl-nucleotide exchange factor activity
Source: RefSeq, a predicted model, not a curated record